GGCUCUGUCUCCAUCUAAUGGCCGCGGGCUGGCGCGUUCGGAGCGGCUGAGGUAGUGUGUGGGGGAAAAGGGGGGAAACAAAUACAACAAAACCCGAUACCCCCCCUCCGUCACUGACAGGAAAAAGAAAAUACACCGAGGAAGAAGAGAAACAAACAGGAGGCGUUGAAGGGGGAAAAAAAACCAUCUGAAGGAACGGGUCGGGCCUGAAGUCGGAGUCAGAGCCGGGGAAAGGUGGUGGGGGGGGGGAGGAGGAAGAAGCCGCCGCCUCCGGAGCCGAAGCCGCGGAGCCCGGGCUGAGAGAGAGGUCGAUGCUACUGAUCGGGGCCGAGGAGCUGUAGAAAUCAGUGUGACCAAGUGGAGGCAAUAAAGCACAAGUGUAGUUCAGGAAAAUGAGUGAGUUGGAUCAGUUACGUCAGGAAGCCGAGCAACUGAAGAAUCAGAUCCGAGAUGCCAGGAAAGCAUGUGCCGAUGCCACUCUGGCCCAGAUCACAGCUAACAUCGAUCCAGUAGGUCGAAUUCAGAUGCGUACCAGGCGAACACUACGAGGCCACCUUGCUAAGAUUUAUGCAAUGCACUGGGGUACUGACUCCAGACUGCUAGUGAGUGCCUCCCAGGAUGGAAAAUUGAUCAUCUGGGAUAGCUAUACCACAAACAAAGUGCAUGCCAUUCCUCUCCGGUCUUCCUGGGUCAUGACCUGUGCAUAUGCUCCAUCUGGUAACUACGUUGCUUGUGGUGGUUUGGACAACAUCUGUUCCAUAUAUAAUCUGAAAACCCGUGAAGGAAAUGUCCGUGUGAGUCGUGAAUUGGCAGGGCAUACAGGUUAUUUGUCCUGUUGCCGCUUCCUGGAUGAUAAUCAAAUUGUAACCAGUUCAGGAGACACCACUUGUGCUCUUUGGGACAUUGAAACUGGGCAGCAAACAACUACAUUCACUGGCCAUACUGGUGAUGUCAUGAGCCUUUCUCUUGGUCCUGAUACAAGGCUUUUUGUUUCUGGUGCUUGUGAUGCCUCUGGCAAACUUUGGGACAUUCGAGAUGGCAUGUGCCGACAGACUUUCACUGGACAUGAGUCUGACAUCAAUGCCAUUUGUUUCUUCCCUAAUGGCAAUGCAUUUGCAACUGGCUCUGAUGAUGCCACCUGCAGGCUGUUUGAUGUGCGUGCUGAUCAGGAGUUGAUGGUGUAUUCCCAUGAUAACAUCAUUUGUGGCAUUACAUCUGUAGCAUUCUCAAAGAGUGGCCGUCUCCUGCUAGCUGGCUAUGAUGAUUUCAACUGCAAUGUCUGGGAUACUCUGAAAGCUGACCGUGCUGGUGUUCUGGCUGGCCACGAUAACCGUGUCAGUUGCCUGGGUGUUACUGAUGAUGGCAUGGCAGUUGCAACAGGAUCAUGGGACAGCUUUUUGAAGAUUUGGAACUAAACUUUAGAUUGCAGAUGGACUCCAUGGUGACUGGAAGACCAUUCUACAUUCAAUGACAUUGCAUAUCCGAUCCACUGAUACUGACUUGGACACCCCCAACUUCAAAGGGCAAAAUGUACUUUUAACCUUUGCUAUAAUGAAGAGCACAAUGUUAGGCAUCUUUAAAUGGAAGAUUCUGUGGUAUAAAAAUGAGAUUGCGCAUUCCUUUUGGGACCAUUAUUUUGUUUCUGUCUUGAGAAAACACUAUCAUCCCACAAAAUGUAACUAUAAAAGAAUCCUGGUAAUCAUGAAUAAACAGCUAAUUUUCUCAGUAGUUUAAAAUUUUAGAACCGUGAAGGUUUGCUGUCAGUUAAGGGUUGAAAGCUGUGUUUUAACACGCAUCUCAAUUUUUAAGUUGUGUUUUUAGCUAAGGAAUUUGCUGGUAUGAAAUUUUUCUGCUAAACAAGGGAGUCCUAGACCAGCAUCGUCCUGGUUUGUCAAUGACUGUAAAUCAGUCCCAGAGCUAUCUUCUUUUUGGUCUUGUCCUGUGUCACGGACCUUUUGUUGCACAAAUAUUGCAUUUAAAAUGUGUUGAAACUAAACUAACCAAGCACACCGUCCUGGUAAUGAAUGCUUGUUUUUAAACUGUAAUUUUCUCCCCUUCACCGUGUGGAUAACAUAGAAAUUAAAACUCCCCAAUGAAUUUUACGCUGGUGGGUUUCUCCGUAAAGUUGCUCUGGGCCAAUUCUGCCCGAACUUGCUGGAGAAUCCUGCUUAUAGCAGCCGCAGAUGUCCUGUGCUUGGAUUUGGUCAAUGUGUGUAUCAAAUGAUGUAAGUCAAUGUUGAAAAUAAUGAUCUUGAGGUUUCUAAGUUAAUUUUUUUGGGAGUUUUUUUGUUUUUCCUUUUGCCAUGGGAGGGUUUACUCUUAUAGAAGCAUGCUGUAGAAUUGCAAAAAGUGCUUAUGGAAUUAAGUCAGUAGAUGUUCUUUUAAGACACCUGUUAAAUUGUAACCAUUGCAGCUGUAAUCAUGGCUACUCUGUGCAUAAUCAAUGAAGAAUUAAAAGGCUAUGCACUUUCUGGAGUAGCACACUCAACAAACUUGGCCUGUUCAAAUGAUCUUCACCUUGAAUGAUUCUUAAAGAAACCAUCCUGUUUAUACAUUAAAAAUUGAAAUUCUUUAUGUAGAAAGCUUAAUGUUAGAAUCAUUUUCUAGAACAGGUUUCUGGCUUUCUGAUUUUGCUGAGAUGAACAGCAAAGGUUUUCUGCACCAUAACUUCACUGUAAACAGAAGUGCUCUUGACUAGCAUUAGUGGCUUUCUCAUUCUGUUUCUGCAAACCUGUACAGAUGUGCUGUAAUUGUGUGUAGGCCUGGACUGGCAACCCUUUCCAUUAAUUCUGUAGGUCUUUCCUCACUCCUUUUCCUUUUGCCUUUUGUAUUUAAUUUUGAAGUCAGUGUACUACAAGAAAGCUGGAUGCAAGAUAGAUAACUAUAUUAAAAUGUACUGUUAUUUAAGAUGUAAUAAAGCAGUUUGACAUGA
Stegostoma tigrinum is the source of this 2932-nucleotide messenger RNA. RefSeq names its product guanine nucleotide-binding protein G(I)/G(S)/G(T) subunit beta-1. Gene Ontology annotation, biological process: G protein-coupled receptor signaling pathway. Gene Ontology annotation, cellular component: cytoplasm; heterotrimeric G-protein complex. The record is from RefSeq and is a predicted model, not a curated record. Bases 393 to 1415 code for a protein of 340 amino acids. Lineage: Eukaryota; Metazoa; Chordata; Chondrichthyes; Orectolobiformes; Stegostomatidae. Gene Ontology annotation, molecular function: signaling receptor complex adaptor activity; protein binding. The transcript has 11 exons.